Molecule: messenger RNA, 6899 nt
Organism: Panicum virgatum (switchgrass)
Lineage: Eukaryota; Viridiplantae; Streptophyta; Magnoliopsida; Poales; Poaceae
Product: protein FAR1-RELATED SEQUENCE 5-like
Exons: 2
Coding region: 526-2676 (716 amino acids)
Biological process (GO): regulation of DNA-templated transcription
Molecular function (GO): zinc ion binding
Source: RefSeq, a predicted model, not a curated record
CUCUCCCCACUUGUCUUGUCCCCUUCUCAAACGGAGGAGUCGCACAGGCCCCUCUCCUGCGACCGGCUCCCUCGACCUCCGCCCUCCCUCAUCGCGCUCUGCCGCCGGCUGCCCCCUGCCUCGCUCUCCCCGCCACCGGCCGCCCUUGCCGGUCACACAUUCCGCGCCGCCAGCCGCCUUCACGCCAGCCUCGCCCUCCCGCUGCCGUCCGCCUCCGCCCCGGCCGCGAGAUCCUCUCCGCCGGCUUCUUCCGCGGCGGCGUCGCCCUCCCGCCACCGGCCGCACGCUCCAGAGGGUUGGCUUCCUUCCUCCUCUCCUCGGACCUCGCCUCGCCGCUACACAACAAGCGAGCCCCCGGUCUCCUUCCGCCGAAUUUUCUCUUUCGCUUGGAGUGGUCCCUUCGUCAUCCUUCUCCUCCGUUCCACUGGCACUGGACUGGGGCGGAGCGGAGAUCCAUUCAUCUGGACUUGGACUGGUUCCCUUCUCCUUCUCGUUAGGCGGUUCAGUCUUGGGCUUGGGUGCCCCAUGUCGCAAGUCGAGCCCGCCGCCGCCGGCGCAGACCGGGCCGGCGAGGGGGCAGUCAUGCCGCACGACGAAGGUGUUGGCGGCGGCGGUGGCGGCGAUGUGGCCACCACGGAAGCGCAAGUGGCUGUGGUCGUUUCCACCUCCGGCGACGAGAGGCGGGUGGAGUACGGCGACGAUGCAGAUAACGAGGGGGAGGAGGCUGCGACGGUGCAGGGAAGCAAGGAAGGCACGGAGGAGCUGCUCCGGAAGGUGUUGUACAGUGAAGAGGCCGCCUACAAGCUCUAUUGCGACUAUGGCCACCGGAUGGGGUUCAGCAUCCGGAAAGGGAAGCAGACCUACUUCACCGGCACCAAGCGGAUACGGACUAAGGACUACUUCUGCUCCAAGGAGGGGCUCAAGGAAGGAGAGAAGCUCACCGAUGCAAAUUUCAAUGACCCGCAUACCAGGACCAACUGCAGGGCCAUGGUGCGGUUCAGGGUGAAUGAUCAUGGGGAGUGGAAGGUUAUCCGGUUGGUCUCUGAUCAUAACCACAACCUGGCAAGGCCAGAGGAACGGCACCUUUUGCGGUCUGCAAGGUCGCUUAUAGCAGGGCGGUCGAGUUCUGUUGAUGCGAUGGUAUACGCCGGGUAUCAGGUACAUGAUGGUGCUCCACAAUUGCCUGCAGGUAGUACUAGUGCAGCCAACAAUGUGGAGAAUUCAAAGCAGCAUUUGCUUCUUGGCUACGGUACUAUGGCAAAGAUGCUGGCCGUAGGGACUGGAGACCUGCAGAGCCUUGUGAGCUACCUGAAAGGCAGAGCAAAUGAAGAUGGCAUGUUCUACUGGGAUGUUCAAUUGGACCAAAGUGGUCGGAUGACUAAUUUCUUUUGGCGUGAUGGGAGAAGCAGGAUCGACUAUGACUGUUUCAGUGACGUGGUUGUGUUCGAUUCAACUUACCGCUUGAGCAAACAGAACUUGAUAUGCGCUCCUUUUGUUGGUGUGAACCACCAUUGGCAGACCACUAUGUAUGGCUGUGCCCUCUUAGCUGACGAGUCAAUGUCAGCUUUUGUGUGGCUGUUCAAAUCUUUCUUGGAGUCCAUGGGUAACCGGCAUCCUCAAUCCAUUUUCACCAAUCUUGAUCAAGUUGUGUCAAAAGCAAUUGAGGAUGUUUUUCCAGAUACAUGCCAUCGCAUUGCUCAUUGGCACAUCCAAAAGAAUGCCCAUUCUCGUCUUGGUGCACAUAAUGUUUCAAAAGUGUUCAAUAAGAUGUUCACCAAAUGCAUACAGGGAUGUGACUCAGAAACAGAGUUUGAGGAAACAUGGGCCCAAAUGAUCCAUGAAUUUAAGCUGCAGGAUAAUAAGUGGCUUAAGAAAUUGUAUAAGCUCAAGAAGAAGUGGUGUAGUGCUCUUAACAAGUGCACCUUUGAUGGUGGGGUCGAAUAUGAACCACAAUGUGAUAGUAUGAAUAACAUAUUCAAUAGUGUUGCUGAUAAAUCGACAUCUCUUUCUGCAAUUGCUGUUGCUGUGGAUAAAUUAUCUGAAGAUUGGAGGGAAAAAGAAUUGGAGGAGGAUACACGAUGUUUGCAAAAGCCACCUGCUUGUAUCAUAAAACACAGUGACAUUUUGAAUCACGCUGCAAAAGUUUAUACACAUAGAAUCUACAAGCUGUUUGAGACAGAUUUUCUCGACGGGUGUGGUGCCACAAAAUUCAAGGAGCUUCCAUGUGAAGAUAAUAACACACAUCAAUUUGAGAUGACCAUGCAAGGGCGAGGAUCAAGAGUCUGCACAGUACGUCUCAAUAUGUCUACAAUGGAAAUAAGUUGCAGCUGCAGUAAAUUUGAGACAAUGGGUUUACUUUGCUCGCAUGCUCUGAAAGCUCUUACUAUCAAGAAUAUAUGCAAAAUUCCAGAAAGCUAUAUACUGAAGCGGUGGACCAAGGAUGUGAAGAAGUGGGUUUUUAACCCAAAACAAUGCGAGUCAUCAUAUCAGGAAUGCAUGAAUGAUGAUGCUGCAUACUGCAACUAUGUUAUGCGUUAUGCUUAUGACCUUGUGACAAAGAGCCAAGGGCAGGAGGAAUUGAGGAAAGCCUUGUGGGAGACUCUUGAGAAUGGUGAGAAAGAAUUGGAGAAAUACCUAGGAAAUGGUACACAAUAUGCACCUUCUUAUGCUGCUUGAAGUAUCACUAAUUAACCUUCUGGAUUUAUCUGCUAAGGAUGAGCAAGCUACUUCCUAGUUCUUUGGAACUUGGAAAUUCAUGCAGAACUUCUGACUCAAACUGUACUCUUAAGAAAUGAAAAUAAAAGUUUUUCAAACAAAAUACAGGAUCGAGUAAGUUUCAUGCUUUCAACUUUGCUAGAUAAUUCUUAUUGUGAUUUUGUGCACUUUAACUGAUAUUCCAAUCUUUGGUACCACAUGACAGUGCCCAUGAAGCAAUAAUAUAUGUGAAACUGUUACAGUAUGAUGAAAACACCCUAGUACAUAUAGGUAUUUACUCUGGUGCUGAUGUGUCUUUGUUAAUAGAUUAGUUUAGAUACUAAAAGGAUUUGCCAUUUUGUGACAAGGAAAAAUAUGAGUUGAGUUUAGGUUGUUGUAGUUUUGAUAUAUCUCAAAUCUACAUUUCCAUAAGCCACAUUUUGGCUCUUACUCUCUCAGAAGUAGGAAACGACUGUCCUUUUCUUUUGGCAAAGUUGCCUGGUGAUUGGUGAAUUUGGUCAUUUAUUAGUUUUGUUAUAUAUGGUCCUUAAUGCACCUGCCUUUUAACUUGUAUGAAAAAUGUUAUUACCUCCGGUCAGGAAAACAUGACGUUCCCAACCAGAGGAUGGACCUGCCGGUAGUGCUUUUUCUAUGGUCAGAACGUCAUGUUUUUGUAGCCAGAGGGAGUAUAUUGAAGUGAUGUAAGUUUCACUCUUCCAUGAGUUAUGACAUGAACUUCAACAACUUGUGGCAAAGAAUAACUGGUUCCUGUAGCUUCAAAUGCACAUCAUAGAUAAUCAUGAAAGCAGAAAAGAUUCCAAAAUUCCAGACAAAAAGAAAAUCAGCAGAUUCCACAUUCCUCCAUAAACAUGUGCCUUGUCUCUUACAUUUCUGUCCUGUCAAUUGGUAAGAAACAAAUGCUCUUUCCUUCCUAAUAUAUUGAUGCGCAGCUCUCAUGUGCAUUCGAGGAAAAAAAAGAUACAAAUGCACUUCUAUUUUUUCUUUACUUUUAGUGUUACAAGUUAUGCUCAAACAUUCUGUGUGACUCCUACGGCGAUGCCACUAUGUCUGCUUUCAUCAUGGUGGGUUAUGUCAUUGAACUCACCUUCUGCCCAUAUAGCAUAUGCCUCCUCGCCAUGUACAGCAUCAUCCCCGAUAAGUAGCUGUUCAUCAGAAAUUCGGAGGGGCAGGACUAGGCUAAUAAGGACACAAAUUAUGGAAGUGAUAAUGAUGUUCCAGGCAAUGAUGAAGAGUGCACCAGCAAUCUGCCUCCCAAACUGUGAUGCACCAUCACCACCAUAAAAUGCACCUCUCGAGUCUGGGAUGGAGAGGAAGAGGUUGCAGAGGACUGGUUCAGCAAAAAGUCCAGUGGUGGUGCCACCGAGUAACCCAGCGACUGCAUGGGUGUGGAAGACGCCAAGAGUGUCAUCAAUCUUCUGCAUAAAGGACCACUUCUUGUGCAGCACCAUCAUGGUGUACCAGGGAAUGCUACCUGAGAGAAUUCCCAUCACAAUAGCUGCCCACCCUUGCACCAGACCUGUUGAAUGAAUGAUCUAGUGAAUCUUUGUUACUUAACCAAUCAAAAUGGAUAAUGGAGACUGUUUGGUGCACAUGUUUGUUACUUGAGCCUGUUUAACUAUAUUGUUAACUUGUACUGAAAUUCUUGAUGUCUCCUUUGUCAGUUUUCCUAUUAUAUUAUAACCUUGUUUUUGUGCACUUCCAUGAAACUUCAUUCACACAUGCAUAAAUUUUUGAACCUGAAUUUUGUCUUGAAAAUUUAAAAUAUGGGCACUUAAAAAAAAGCAUCUUCUAAUAUAUCAAAACCAAUCAAGAAGGUUGCCAUCUAUUGAAGGAAAACCACUUUUGGAAUGACAUUCCAUGGUCAGAACUGUGUUUCUGUCUGUAGCCUUUCUGUUUUAGGCUUUUGGUUGGUAGUCUUGUACUGGUGGUUAGUCCUGUCUAUGUCUGGAAGCGUUUUUUUUUAUUUAGAUUAAGAAGGUGUUCCAGAGCGGUUCUCUUAUGUAACUCUUUCUUGCUGGUCAUUUGGUUGUUCGGUUUUGUAAGCUGGUACCUGGUAAGCCCCUUGGUUUGUUAUCCGAUGUCACAAGAUUCAUUUAUGCUUUCUAUAAAAGCCAGGAAUCAUUUAUCGAAAAUGAAAAAUGAACCAUGUUUCCGUCAGUCAGUCAGAUUUUUCUUUUGAGAUGCUUGAUAAGAAAGUGACACAAUUUUUCCAGGCCAAUGAAGAGGCAAAGUGAAGCUAGUCCUAAACUCCUAACUGGGACAAAAUAGGGGGUUUUUCUACUACCAGUCAGUAGUGUUAGGUGGCUUGAAUCUGAGUGCUUGAAACAAAUGAAGGGCCAUUGGUUUUGAAAAUCCAGGUCAACCAAUGCCCUUUGCUGGUAGCUUAGCAGCAAGAGUGUCACCUCAGAGAAGACAAGAUCACAAAUUAAAUACUUUCUCACCCAAUCAUAUCAUCACAAGUUUUCACAGGUUAGUGGAUCAAAGUUAUCUUAAGCCUGUUUAGGUGGCUUCUAUACUGUGCCCUGACUAUUUUGGUUUAGCUCAAUGCUGCAGGAUAUAUAAUCGCUCUAAGAGCCUGGAAUGCAGAAGAUGCAGAUGCUUGAUUCUUUGUUGACUUUGUCAGAUACUGACCUAUAGCUGAAGGUGUUUCAAUUGUUUUCCUUAGUUUACUUUCCAGGAUGUCAUUAUCAUGGCAAUGUAGUAAUAAAUGCAAGUUGCAAUGCUCUAAUUGGUCAGUUUUUGGUUGAACGAGUCCAGUUGCCAAUGGAGGGAGGGGAAGGUUACUCACCUGCACCAGGGGUGAUGCAUACAAGACCUGUGAUCAUACCCUGCACGGCACCAAUUACCGAUGGCUUUCCGAAGAAGAAGACAUCAAGUAGUGUCCACAUGAGCAGGCUGGUGGACGCACAGAUAUGUGUGUUGAGCACUGCCAUGGAUGAGUCGAUGUUGGCCGAGUAUGGGUCACCACCAUUGAAGCCUGUCCAUCCAAGCCACAGCAGCCCUGCCCCUGCUAGCACCAGCAAUAUGUUAUUUGGAGGGAAACGCUCCGUCUGAUGCUGACCUUGGCCCCACCUGUGUGCAAGGAGUUGUCAGAACCAUUGAAGCAGAAAUGCAAUGAUGAAUCCAAUCGGGGAUGUUUUGUGUACCCAAUAGGCAGCGGUAAGGCCGGCGAUGCCAGAAGAGAGAUGGAUGACAUAGCCGCCUGAGUAAUCUAUGACACCCCACUGGAAUAGGAAGCCGCCACCCCAGAGUGAGAAGGCACAGAUUGUGUAGGAGAAAGUGAUCCAAAGCGGCACAAAGGCCAUCCAGGCCUUGAUGUUCAUGCGCCCAAGCAGCGAUCCAGCAAGGAUGAUGAUGGUGAUAGUGGCAAACAUGCACUGGAAGUACACCAUGGUUGCAGCUGGGUACAAAGGAUGGAGCAUAGCCGCCUCAAGUGAGCCGUUGUGGUACCGCACGGUGGUUGCUGUGAGCUCAGACUGCGCCACCAGGAAGCUCUGCCCGAGUGCGGGCCUCGCCUUCCCCCAGAAAGGCAGGAGCUUGUCGCCAAACGACAUGUUAUAUGCCCAGAUGACCCAGCAGAUCCAUACGGCCGCAAAGGCGUACAGCGCCAUGAACGCCGAGUUGAUGGCCCACUUCUUCUUGACGAUGCUGCCAUAGAGGAUAACCAGCCCUGGCAUGCUCUGCAGGCCCACAAAAGUCGCAGAUGUCAUCUGCCAUGCAUUGUCGCCCUUGUUGAGCCAGUCUGGCGAUGAUGAAGAGUUGCGGUAUGCAAUUGGUAUCUCUCCUGCCAUGGUUCUCACUGAGAAAUUGGUAGGAGGGGCCAGAGCAGGAGGAAGGAGGGGGUGAAUUGAACUGGGCUUCGCUUACAAAGCUUCUGUGAGGUAGUUCUCCGCCUGUGAAGUGUACAACUGAAGUAUAUAUGUGCCUCCCUGACUACAGACAAGCAAGGUGAAGCUCACAGCCUCAAACCAGGAAAGAGGGGAAGGUAAGAUUCGUAUUAGCACUGACAAGUCUGUACUCGCUGAUGCUGAAGUACAAUAUUGCUGUCUCUGCUUCAUGCCCUGCUGUGAUCAUCUCACUACUUGAUUUUAUUUAUGUCAUGACCUGCUCUGAUAUGAUAAAUUCGAGGAAUCGUCACGCCGGUGAGUAGAUGUAAUAUGAAAGAGUUUGCUAGUCACGGCACA